CGCUUGACUUCUCCCAGCUGCCCGCCUCAGUUGACUCCAAGUUGAUGUUGGCUUUCAGGAGCUGGUCUGCCUCACUCGCUCGCUAUCAUUUCCCUCGGGUACACAUGGCCACCAUGUCCGCACAAAGUCCACCAACAUCUAGCAGUUCUGAAGGACCAGUUGCGAAAUCAAUUAAGGAGAAGUUGACAUCGCUCCUGCGCCCGUCGGAGCUGACUGUUACGAAUGAUUCAUGGCAGCACAGGCAUCACGCCGCCAUGAGGGCUCAAGGAGGUGGGAAUGGGGAGACGCAUUUCACUGUUCAAGUCGUCUCCGAAGAGUUCAAAGGCAAGACAACAAUGCAACGGCAUCGCAUGAUAUACUCCGCUCUCUCCGACGAAAUGUCAGCUGGUUUACAUGCACUAUCAUUGAAAACAAAGACGUCAGAGGAAUUGCGAAAGGCAGAGGAAGGCAGGACUCAGUCAUGACGACGACCCGCUGACUGUCUCUCGCAUUUUAACGCGUUGUGUUCUUGUGUGUAAAACAUACGUCAACUUGUGAAAUGUGGGUGUGCA
Messenger RNA from Postia placenta MAD-698-R-SB12, 551 nucleotides. RefSeq lists its product as hypothetical. The coding region runs from base 114 to 464 and encodes 116 amino acids. NCBI's taxonomy places the organism in Eukaryota, Fungi, Basidiomycota, Agaricomycetes, Polyporales, Adustoporiaceae. The record is from RefSeq and is a predicted model, not a curated record. The transcript is spliced from 4 exons.